Molecule: messenger RNA, 1425 nt
Organism: Dendrobium catenatum
Lineage: Eukaryota; Viridiplantae; Streptophyta; Magnoliopsida; Asparagales; Orchidaceae
Product: transcription termination factor MTERF4, chloroplastic-like
Exons: 1
Coding region: 165-1310 (381 amino acids)
Biological process (GO): chloroplast organization; regulation of DNA-templated transcription
Cellular component (GO): chloroplast
Molecular function (GO): double-stranded DNA binding
Source: RefSeq, a predicted model, not a curated record
UAUCAAUUUUAGGAUCACCAUUAUAAAAUAGUGAAAUCAUUCCAUACAGACCCUUAUUAAGUUUAUAAUAUUAUGAGAUGUAAAAUACAUUUUCACUAUAAUCAGGCUUUCAGCAUCGGGUAUUUAGGGUUUCUUCUACCACGCCUAUCGUAGAAUUUCGUCUAAUGCUUCGUCUUCUCCGCCAAUUCCCCUUCUCGAUCGAGCUCAAACGGUCGUGCACGACAGAUCUGCGCCUCCUCCAAAAAAAUGUCGCUACGGCCCUAAACCCUUCGAUUUCAGACGUCAACGUCUCCUACCUCGUCGGAUCAUGCGGCCUCUCGCCGUGGGCGGCGCUCAAAGCCGCCAAGAAGUUCACCCUCAAAACCACCGGUAAUGCCGAUUCCUUCCUGUCCCUCCUUCGAUGUCAUGGCUUCACACAAAGCCAGAUCGCGUCUAUAGUCACCAGCUACCCCACGCUGCUCAACUUCAAUCCUGAGAAGAUUAUCAAGCCCAAGCUCGAGUUUUUUCUCAAUGCCGGCUUUUCAGCCACUGAUUUCACCAAGUUUAUCUCCAACGAUCCCCACAUUCUUAAUUUUAGUCUGGAAAAGAUGCUCAAGCCCAACUUUCAGAUGCUCAAGAGCAUCCUGGGCUCUGACAGGGAGGUCGACAUCGCCGUUAGGAACUGUUCCCGACUUCUCCGAAUUAGAUUAGACAAGGUUAUGCUGCCCAACAUGGAGACCCUACGGGAUAUUGGAGUUCCACCGCAUAAUAUUGUUAAAUUAGCCACCUUUCAUCCCAGAUCGAUGAUGAAAUGCCCUGCUCAAUUCAAUGAAUCAGUUAAUUUGCUUAAGAAAAUUGGCUUCGACACCUCUAAGCCUUUGUUUACUUUGGGAAUCAAUGCUCUUUCUGUGCUUUCUCCAUCUUCAUGGGCCAAAAAAUUGGAGUUUUACAGCAGCUUAGGAUGGUCUGAGAAAGAUACUUUGACAGCAUUCAAGAAGUACCCUUACUGCAUGGCUUAUUCAGAAGAGAAGAUCAAGCAAAAUAUGGCUUUCUUUGUUGAGAAACUAAAAUUUGAUCCCUCUUCUGUGGCAGAACGACCAGUUCUACUCUCUUUUAGCUUUGAGAAGAGAGUUUCCCCAAGGUAUAAGAUCUUCUGUAUGUUAUCAUCCAAAGGAUUGACAAAAAAGAAUAUGGAUUUCAGAACAUUUUUAAUGGUUCCUGAGAAGAAAUUCAUAAAUCAGUAUGUUACCAGGUAUGCAAACCAAGUACCAGAAAUGCUUAUUUUAUACAAGGAUAAGUUAGAAUUAUUGGAAUGUAAGGUAGAUCAUUGAGUACUGCAAUAAAAUUUUUCUAUGCUCUCCUUUCUUCCCUAUGUUUUGUAAGCUUCACCAUUGCAUCCGCUUGAAAUUCAGUCAUGGAGAAGACAUCUGAUUGCUACUGUGUUCA